Molecule: messenger RNA, 3795 nt
Organism: Plasmodium reichenowi
Lineage: Eukaryota; Apicomplexa; Aconoidasida; Haemosporida; Plasmodiidae
Product: M1-family alanyl aminopeptidase, putative
Exons: 3
Coding region: 1-3795 (1264 amino acids)
Molecular function (GO): metallopeptidase activity; zinc ion binding
Source: RefSeq, a predicted model, not a curated record
AUGAAAACUAAACAAUUCCAUUUGUAUCAUUUAAGAAAAAAGCUUAAUUUGAAUAAAAAAAUAAAACCCCUAAAGUAUAAAGUACAUUUAAUAUUUUUAGCACUAUAUCCUAAUUUAAAAUAUUAUGGAUACUGUGUGAUCUAUUUCUUGAAGUUGUCAAAAUGUGUUGAAGAGAAGAUAAGUGUUUAUAUACAUGGAGAAUACUUACGUGUAUUAGAAUGUUUUUAUAUAUGUCCACGUAAUAUAGAAAGGAAAAUAAAGAAGGAAGAUAUAUAUAAGAAGAGUGAAUAUAUUGAUAUGUAUUUAAGAAAUUUUUCAUUAUGUGGUUUAUAUAAAUUGGUAAUAUGGUUUUCUUAUGAAAAUAUACAAGAAAGUAUUGAAGGUAUAUAUGUUUCUGGUGCAUCUAAAGAAGGAAUAAGAAAAGAAAAAAGAAAUAAAAUAAAGAAUGAAAAUUUAGUUGUAACAUCUUUAGAUAGUCAAAAUAAGAAUUACAUAGAAAAGAUAUAUAAAAGAAGGAAACUAUAUUAUUUUAAAUUUGAGAAUGAUAAGAUUAUUAAAAGAUUAUAUUUUAAGAAUAUAUCUUUUGAAAAUGACAAAAAUUAUAAUUAUAUAUCAACAUUUUGUGAAUUUUAUUAUUUACCAUAUAUAUUUCCAUGUUUGCAAGAUAAUAAUCAUAAAGUAUAUUUUUCAUUAAGUGUGUCUUUCGAAAUUAAAUUUAUAGAUUCUUUUUCUUUUUAUAAUAAAAAGAUUAAAUUGGAUAAUAGUACAUUUUGGAAAAGAUUAUAUAAUUAUAUACAAGUUGAAAAGAAAUAUGGGAAGAAAAGAAAAAGGAAAAGUAAAAGAUGGGUUUUAUACAAUAGAUUGUAUGAAAGAAAAAAAUUAAGAAAUAAAAAAUAUUUGUAUGAAAAUUAUAAUAGAUUUCAUAUUUUGCAUUAUUCUGCUUGUCCAUCUCCUUCUGCCCCUUCAGCUGUAAGUAAUAGUAAAAUAAGAAGUGUAUAUUAUAAUAAAAGAAAAAUUCAUUUUAAUUCUUUCCUUUUGAACAAAAAAGUGUUAACAAAGAAACUGCUUUUUCAUUGUAGUAAUAAAAUGGAACAUGGAAAAUAUAAUGAUGUGAGGAUAAUUGAUAAGAAUCCUGGGUAUAUUUUAAAGAAACAUUUUCCUAGAAAUAAUAAAAUAGUAAAAAAAAAAAAAAACAGUGGGAUUAUUAGCAAUAACUACAUUUUAAUUAAUCAUCAUAAUAAUUCUUAUGGUAAAAGAAAUGAAAAAUAUUUGACGUAUAAAUUUUAUAAUACACAUAAAAUUGUACAUUACAAUUUUUGUCUCUUCAUUGGUAUUUACAACAAAUUAUACUUUAAGAUGCAUGGUAUAGAUAUUUAUAUAUAUAUUGAAAAAAAGAAUGAUAAUUUUGAAAUGACAAAAAAAUCAUAUGAAUAUUUCUUAGGUUUAUUAAUUUUUAUAUUACAUGUUUUUAUGAGGAAGAAUAUUUUUAAAAGGGAAAUAAGGAAAAAUGAAUUUUUACAAUUUAUGAUUGUAAGAAGAUAUAAAUAUGUAGGAGAAGAGAAUGCAAAUUGUCUUACAUUUCUAGAGUCUUUUAUUUUAAUAAAUAAGCAUAGUAGGAUAUAUGAUAUAUAUAAUAGUAUAAAAUUAACGGUGCAUGAAAUAUUUCAUAUUAUAUGGGGUAACAGUAUAUAUAUUAAAAAAGAAAAAUAUUUAUGGCUGAAAGAGGGGUUAACAAGAUAUAUGGAAUAUAAAAUAGGUUACAUGGUAUUAAAAAAGCAAAUAAGUAAACAAAUAAAUAAUAAUAAUAUUAAUAGUAUUAAUAGUGUUUGUAGUAUUAAUAGUAUUUGUAAUAUUUGUAGUAUUAAUAGUAUUUGUAGUAGUAGUAUUUUUUGUUGUUUGAGGCGUGAUAUGUAUAGAAUAAAACUUUGGAAUAUAUUAAAUUCCUUUUUUUAUGUUCAUAUUAUUGAUACGUUAAAUAUAUAUAACCACGCAUUAAAUAUAGAUAACAAAAGAUAUUAUAAGAAGAACAUAUGUAGAAAAAACGUAACAAGCGAAUAUGACUAUAUAUAUGAUAAAAAUUACAUAUCAUGUAGAAAUAAUGACAUAAAUUCUGCUUUACAUGUAAAAGAAAGUAAAUAUAAAAUAGAAUAUACAAAAAUGAUGAAUUAUUUUUAUAAUAACCUUACAUAUAAUAAAGGAAUGAAUAUAUUUAAAUUAAUAUGUAUAUUAUGUUAUCCUUUUUUUAAUAUAAUCCUUGAGUUGUUGUAUUUUACGUUUCAUAAUUAUUCCAUAACAUAUAAAAAAAUAUUAAUAUUUAUUCAUUUUUUCUUUAAUUGUUUUGGUCUUAAGCCAUGGUUUUUGUUAUGCUCUGAGAAAAAUGGGGACGUGAAAAAUAAUAGGAGAAAACUACAAGGGGUUGUUAGAAAGAGCAAACAUAUAAAAUGUUUAUCAAGAUAUUUUAAGAAAAGAAAAGGAAUUCUUAGUAGUGAUAAUAAAAAAAGUAUAUUAUAUAGAAGUUGUAUUAAAUGGAAGUGUCUAAAAAAUAAAAAACAAAAUUAUAAUAAUUAUAAUAAUUAUAAUAAUUACAAUAUUUCAUAUAAAUAUCAUCCUACAUUUUACAAAUGCGAAUAUUUCGGAAUUUGUUGUUCCAACUUUUUAAAAGAUUCAUUCAAAAAGAAAUUCCUACACUUUUAUAAAAUAAUAUGUACAGUGAUAAAGGGAAAAUAUAAAAAGAAAAAAAAAGAACAAGAAAAGGUAAAAGUAAAAGUAAAAGAAAAGCAAACAUGUAGAUACCUUAAGAAUACGUGUACACAUUUAUAUAAUAAAAGAAAUUUCUUUUCUUCAUUAUCUUAUCGAAGGGUUAAUAUAAAUAAUGAGUUGUUAAAAUAUUCUCAUGAAAGAAAUAUUUUUAAAGUCAUAUUACGAAAUUAUAUAAAUGUUGUAGGUCCUCCUAAAAUAUUUUUUAAAUUUUUGAAAAAAAACAAAAAAUUAUUAAUUAUACAAAAACAUUUUUAUUAUGACAACUAUGAGCAAAGGAUUCUAGAGACUUCUAUCCUUUUUCAUGUACCUCUUAUAUUUACGUUUAAUAAAAAAAAGUAUAAAGUAAUAUUAAAUAAGAAGUAUAUGUUAAUAGAUUGUGUAAAUGUAAAGCAUAAAACAAAGAAGAAAAUAUAUAAGUUCAACAUAAAAUUUAAUAUAUUGAACAAGAAAAUACAAAUUGAAAGAAGGAGAAGGCUUUUUUUAAAAUUAAGAAACUGUGACGAAUUCAAGACAAAAGAAAAGAACCAUGUUAGUUUAUUUAUGAGAUAUAAAGACUGUGGUUAUUUUUCUUUUCAUUUUGUUGAUAUGUAUACUUUUCGUUUUUUAAUAAAUGCCAUGAAAGACAAUACAUAUAAAAUAUGUGAUAUUUAUUAUGUUCUUAUGAAUAUAAUUUUACAAUAUUUAACAUGUAUAAAAACGUUAAAAGAAGCAAAGAGGUUGAAUUCUUUAAUAUUGAUGCAGAUUCUGAGGGUGCUGAGACUUUUGAGGAAGAAUACGAACACUAUGAAUGGGUCCUUCGGAUUAGCCAAAAUUUUUAUUAUAGAAUUUUUAAAAUGCUAUAUUUAUUUUAGCUCAUAUUUAAAAACAAUUGAAAAUAAAAAAUUGACGUUGAAAGUAAAAAAAGAAAUAAAGAGCAAUGAGUACUAUGCAAAUGUUGAAUCUAAUGAAGAGUUGGAUUAUUUAUUUAAAGAUAUGAGGAAAAAUUUAUCUAAAAUAUUAUUCUUUUUUAAAGAGUCCAUAAAUUUGUGUUCAUAA